AUGGCACCCAUCAGGUUGGGCGUGAUUGGGCUUUCUGCGGACGGUUCCUGGGCCGCCGGUUCUCACUUGCCAUAUCUGCUGAAGUCCACGCACUACCAAAUCACCGCUCUCCAAAACAGCAGCAGGGCGUCUGCCGAGAAAGCCGUCCAGAAGUACGGUCUCCCGGGCGAGGUCGCCUGCUACGGCGAUGUGGAAUCUCUCGUGCGCGAUCCAAAUGUCGACCUGGUCGUUGUUGCCGUCAAGACCCCCACUCAUCAUGGAUUGGCGAAGCCUGCGAUCGAGGCCAAGAAGGACGUGUUCGUCGAGUGGCCGCUCGGCGUCAAUCUCACGGAGGCAGAGGAGCUCACGUCUCUUGCGAAAUCGCAGAACGUAAAGACCAUGAUCGGGCUUCAGGGACGUCAAAACCCGAGCAUCCGCAAGGCAAAGGAAAUGGUGGCCGCAGGUGAAUUGGGCUUUAUUCUGGGCACGACGAUGAUCGGGUCUGGCGCGAUCAUGGGUCGAGUUAUGCCCGCACCUCUCGAAUACGAACUGUCCAUCGAAUCCGGCGCAAACUUGGUCACCAUCUCUGCGAUGCAUGCAGUCGAUGCGCUUUGCUUUGUGCUUGGGGAAUUCCAGGAUUUACAAGCCACUCUCGCCAAUCACCGACCAAAGAUGCCCAUCAUCGAUCCGACCACCGGCAAAGUGCAAAAACUGGCCGACAAGACCUGCCACGAUUACAUGAGCGUGACAGGGACGUUGGCGCGGGGAGGUGUGGCGUCGGUCGUGUACCAAGGCGGCCAUUCUCUGACUGGCAAGGACUUCUACUGGGAGAUCAAUGGAACCAAAGGCAGCCUGAUUCUAGAAGCACCCAGUGGACUCGUCGAGAUGUACCACCCCACCAUGAAGUUCGUGAGAGCAGAGGAGGAGGCAUCGUUCAAAUCUUUCGACGAUGGAAAAGGGCCGCAGCCGAAGGAGGUCGAGGUCGAGGUUGCGACCGAGUUCUCGUACAACGUCGGCCAAGCUUGGGACGCGUUCGCUGGUGCUGGGUCUGGGACCGUCACCACCUUCGAAGAUGCCUUAGUCAGGCACAAAAUGAUCGACGCCAUAUAUAGAAGCAGUGCGAAGGGAACCAGGGAGACGUACAUCUAA
Molecule: messenger RNA, 1128 nt
Organism: Fonsecaea erecta
Lineage: Eukaryota; Fungi; Ascomycota; Eurotiomycetes; Chaetothyriales; Herpotrichiellaceae
Exons: 3
Coding region: 1-1128 (375 amino acids)
Molecular function (GO): nucleotide binding
Source: RefSeq, a predicted model, not a curated record